Molecule: messenger RNA, 1492 nt
Organism: Salvia hispanica
Lineage: Eukaryota; Viridiplantae; Streptophyta; Magnoliopsida; Lamiales; Lamiaceae
Product: double-stranded RNA-binding protein 6-like
Molecular function (GO): double-stranded RNA binding
Source: RefSeq, a predicted model, not a curated record
UCCUCCAUAAAACAAUCUUUUUGUGCAGCAAAACAAAAGAAAGUUGAUCCGGAGAGAUGUACAAGAACCAGCUGCAGGAGCUGGCGCAGAGGAGCUGCUUCAGCCUUCCAUCCUACACCUGCAUAAGAGAGGGCCCCGACCACGCGCCGCGCUUCAAGGCCCUCGUCAACUUCAACGGCGACACCUUCGAGAGCCCCCACUUCUGCUCCAACCUCCGCCUCGCCGAGCACGCCGCCGCCGAGGCCGCCCUCACCUCCCUCUCCUCCCAUUCCCUCGCCGCCCGCAUCCUCGAUGAAACAGGGGUUUAUAAGAACCUCCUGCAAGAGAUUGCGCAGAGAGUUGGAUCACUGUUGCCUCGCUACACAAUUUGUCGAUCCGGUUUAGGACAUCUACCCGUCUUCACGGGAAUCGUGGAAUUGGCAGGAAUCACGUUUCAGGGAGAACCUGCUAAGAAUAAAAAGCAAGCAGAGAAGAAUGCUGCACUGGCAGCUUGGCUGUCAUUAAAACAAUUGGCACAGAAAGAUGCAGGCUCUUCACUUGAACACGAAAAUAAUGAGGAACAGGAACAGAUAAAAAUAGCAAGGGCCUUGCAGAACUACCGGAUGAAGGAAAGGAUAAGUGUGGCUAACUCAAGGAACAUCACAGUACCAUUUCUACAAAACAAUUCAGUUCCAACUCCUCGUCCCUCUAGUCCACAGCGCCCUCCAAUGUCCGUAUCCAAAAUCCUCCCUUUAUUCUGCCAGAAAACUGCUUCUCGGAGCAGGCCAUCAUCGUCUAUCAUAAACAACACAACAUCUUCGCGUCCUCCAUCACCAGAAGUUGGGACUACACAUACUCAGAGAUAUCCUACUAUUGGGGCAGCUCCUUACAUACCUGUCAACCAAUACAGGACACCUUACCACGGGAUUGCUCCGCCCGUUACAAUGAGAACAGCAGUGCCAGUUUUCUCAGCACCACCACUUCCACCACCUGCUGCCCAGGUGAUGCAUCGCCGACCAAGUGGAGUAGUCCCACCAGUACGUAUAAGGCAGGCCGUUCCUGUUUUCUCAGCCCCACCAGCCCUUAAACCACCAUCUGUCUCAGCUGCUGCAGCUGACAGAACUUGUGAUGUUGAUGAAUCUACUGCCAUCAAAUGCUUGGAGCAACUCGAGAUUUGACUCUACGUGUAGACACGACACAGCAGAGAGAGGGCAUUUUGUCAAAAUGUUCCACUUCAAGGACACCGACCCAUCGAAGUAAAUGACCAUUUGAUGGAUCCAACCAAACAAAUAUUUUGGUGGGACCGGCCCUGCACACCUUUGACCCAAUUUGGAUUAAGGAGGCACAAAUGCACUGGCCCAGAGAGAGAGAGAGGGGGGAAUGUCAAUCCCUUCAAAUGCACUGGUCACGGGAUGAACUUUGUUUAAUACAUCAUGCACCUUUGAUUGUAUUUGUACCUUUUAACAACGAACUUAUCAUCUCUCUCAUGCCUACUCAAUCUUUGUUCUCUUCA